AUGAUCUAUGAUAAAUACACUCCAGAGUUUGAUGCUUUAGACUAUACUGAUAAUCAAGAAGCAUGUUUAGAAAAAUUGUUCAAUCACUUUGACCAGUUUGCAGAAUAUUUUCAAGAUAAUAAUAAUAUUGAUAUUGACAAAUUUUUUGCUGAUGCAGUUUUGAUUAAAUGUGACAAAAACUCUUCUAUG
Molecule: messenger RNA, 189 nt
Organism: Racocetra persica
Lineage: Eukaryota; Fungi; Glomeromycota; Glomeromycetes; Diversisporales; Gigasporaceae
Source: the annotation of a GenBank genome assembly